Petromyzon marinus (sea lamprey) is the source of this 1719-nucleotide messenger RNA. NCBI's taxonomy places the organism in Eukaryota, Metazoa, Chordata, Hyperoartia, Petromyzontiformes, Petromyzontidae. The record is from RefSeq and is a predicted model, not a curated record.
AUGCCCAACCUCUGGGACACCGCGAUUAGGUCCCUGACCAGGAAGAUGCCGUCGUGGAUGCCUCACCUGACAUCGUUUUUUGCACUUUACAACGACCUCUUCCAAUCUCUGAGCACCAUCGAGUGCUCAUCUUCUAUCCUCCACCUCUCCACGGUGUUCCUACAGCGGCGCCAAGCGGCAAUCGUCCUGGCGCGGGCGCGGCGCGCCAACAGCGGCUGGGAGGAGCUGCGCAAGGGGAACCUGGAGCGCGAGUGCAUGGAGGAGCGCUGCAGCUUCGAGGAGGCGCGCGAGGUGUUCGAGAACAUCGACGCCACGAAUGAAUUCUGGAACAAGUACUCGGACGGAGACCAGUGCAGCUCCAACCCGUGCAAGAAUAAUGGCGUCUGCAAGGACGGGAUCAACGAGUACACCUGCUACUGCCUCAGCGGCUACGACGGGAACACCUGCGAAAUAUCCAAAUUGGGCUGCACCUUCCGUAAUGGCGGCUGCCAGCACUUUUGCCAGGGCUCGGACGAGCAGUUCUCCUGCUCCUGCGCCAAGGACUACAAACUGCACGCCGACGGCAAGUCCUGCCAGCCCGUGGUGCCCUUCCCGUGUGGCAGAAUCCAGGUGCAGGUGAAGAAGCCUCGGUCGAAGCGAGAGGCUUCAUCCGUCACCGUGGAAAAGCCGGUCCAACUCGUGCCCCCUAACUCCACGGUGUCCGACAACAGCAGCUACAUUGCAGAGGGGUCCGAGGGGGACUUACGCAUCGCGGGGGGACAAGAAUGCCCCCUCGGGGAGUGUCCCUGGCAGGUUCUGCUGUUGGACAAGAAGGGUGAAGGCUUUUGUGGCGGAACCAUCCUCAGCCGGGAGUGGGUCCUGACGGCCGCCCACUGCAUCCCGUCUGAGCCUGACAUCGUCAUCGUCGGUGAGCACAACCGCACGGUGUCCGAGCCCACGGAGCAGACGAUAUCCAUCAAGCAGAUCGUGAUGCACAACCGCUUUAACAACGCCACCUACGACAAUGACAUUGCGCUGCUGCAGAUGAGCGAGCCCAUAAAGUUCAACAAGUACGUGCUGCCCGCCUGCCUGCCCGAGCCGGACUUUGCGGACAAUGUGCUCAAGGAGGAGCUGGCUCGCAUCAGCGGCUGGGGUUACCUGCGUGAGCGCGGGUUAAAGGCCAAAGUGCUGCAGACGUCCUUUGUGCCGUACCAGGACAUGGCACGGUGCAAGGAAUCGAGCAGCUACACCAUCACCAAGAACAUGUUUUGCGCCGGCUACAGCGACUCGAAGACGGACGCAUGCCAGGGUGACAGCGGUGGCCCCCAUGUCACGCCCUACGCCAACACGUGGUUCUCUACCGGCAUCAUCAGCUGGGGCGAGGGCUGCAAUCGCAAGGGCAAGUUCGGGAUCUACGCCCGCGUCUCACGCUAUUUGCCCUGGAUCGACACGGUGAUGAAGAACUACAGUGUCUACAAGGACGAAAUCCCCACCGCUGGGCGCAAUCUCCGGCGUAGCCGCCAGAACUGAGCGUCGGCGCCGGCAGAUGAUCGGGGAGGUCGGGGGUGGGGUGGGGGACAAAAACAACGCCACAAUGGGAGAGUUGGGGAGUGGAAAAUGAUGGGGAUACGUUUGAAAGAUAAUCCACAAGGUGCUCGAAGUUGAGUAUCGGUUUUAGUUGUCGUAUACCGUUGUGUUGAUUUAAGGGUGUCUUGAAGGGAUAAACUUGAUAACCCACAA